Molecule: messenger RNA, 1791 nt
Organism: Desarmillaria tabescens
Lineage: Eukaryota; Fungi; Basidiomycota; Agaricomycetes; Agaricales; Physalacriaceae
Product: MFS general substrate transporter
Exons: 9
Coding region: 88-1617 (509 amino acids)
Biological process (GO): transmembrane transport
Cellular component (GO): membrane
Molecular function (GO): transmembrane transporter activity
Source: RefSeq, a predicted model, not a curated record
GCUAGCUACAGCGCUAUUGGUACGGGUCGGUAUCAAGUAGGGCCAGGCAGUGUUUUGGUAGACUGCAGCAAGGUUUCUAGUACCUGCAUGUGGAUGUCUGUAGGUCCAUGUGGCUGCUCCAUCCCGCUCGAUGCACGAUCGGACCUAGAGCUAUUAAUAUCCAGGACGUAUGCAAACAGUUGCAAGCAACGAUUCCGUUGGUAUAAAGGCCAGUCGACGUUCUCGGCGGGAUCUCUUUCCCCUUUCUCUGGUCCCACUAUGACACCCUUUGGUUUCGACAGCGCUUCUCCUCCGCCCGCUACCUCGGUUGUGGUAAUUAACAAAGAAGGCGGGGAAGCUGGAAUCGUUGAAGACGACGAUGACGACGUCAUAGAUACCAUUGCAGAGAAGAGGUUACUGCGGCAGCUCGACUUGCGAAUCCUUCCCUUCUUCGUCUUUAUGUCUAUCUUCGCCAGUUUGGCUUCAGAGAGUUUGGGAAAUGUCAUCAUCCUCAACGCCGACAGCGGUGACUCUCUCCUUCAAGCGUUGCAUAUGACCCGGCACCAAUUUCUCGUUGUGAUUUCUACUUCGCUUGUCGCCCAUGCACUCUGCAAUUCCAACUAUAUCAUGGUGCUCAUUCUGCGUUUUGUUCUGGGUGCGCUCGACAUGGGGUUUCUACCUGGCGUGGUCUACAUCACCACAAUUUGGUAUCGCCUCCAAGAGCGCUCCUUUCGUAUAUCGCUUUUAACAGCAUCAUCGCCUCUCGGAGCCGCAUUCAGUGGAUGUAUUGCUUACGGAGUCGGGAGUUUGAAUGGCGUUCGAGGCCUAGAAGGUUGGCGAUGGCUAUUCCUCCUCGUUGGCGUACCACCGUGCCUAUUAGCAAUCCUCAUAUACCUCAUCUUGCCUGCUUACCCCGAGAAUGCAACGUGGCUCUCCGAUGACGGUCGUGCUCUUGCCAUUCGUCGAAUGAAGCUCGAGUCCUCCAAGUCUUUGACGAAUGAGAAGAUAACUUGGGAGGGCGCCAAGUCAACGUUGAAAGAUUGGAGGCUUUAUUUGCACUAUUUGUUGGGCAUCUCUUGCUUUAUACCCGUCGCGAGCAUAUGGACUUUUACGCCGACGAUUGUUAGCGGACUGGGAUACCAGGGGCGAGAUGCACAGUUAUUUGCUGUUCCACCUUUUGCGGCGGCGCUCGUCGCUACGGUGGGACUUUCCGCCGCGGCGGACAAGUACAGAGCGUGGUCAUUGUGUACACUCGUGUCAUCCGUUUUAUCAGGGACGAUGUUCAUUGUUCAAGGUGCGCUACCGCCAGCAGCUUUUAAAGCGCGCUAUGUAUCACUCUGCUUUGCAUCUAUGUUUACCUUCAUGCCUUAUCCGUCGACGAUGGCUUGGCUUACUGGCAAUCUAAGGAACACUAAUGCAAUGACUUUGGCUAUUCCGUUGAAUAUGGUAUUUUCACUAGCAGGAUCGCUCACGGGGUUUCGUAUAUACUUUCCGAGAGAAGCACCAGGGUAUCCAACUGGGCAUUAUACCAACGGAGCAGUGUUGUUGGCGGGCGCAGUAUGUGUUCAGCUGCUGAGAUUGAUUUAUCAAAGGAGGAAUAGGUAUCUGGAUAUUGGACAGAAACCCUGGAUCGUUUGAUACGGUUGGGUUUUUACGUCUCUCUUUUUCGUUUAUCAGAUUCUCAACCUGUAAUAUCAAUACCAAUGGUUUUCCAAAUGUCGGUCUGUAGAUUAGGUGUACAACUCGAUUUUCUUUGCAGCUCAGAGAAGCUUCACUCUUCGGUUACUCCUUAGUCUUUUCGGAGGAUCAAGC